AUGGCUCGUUCCAGACUUAAUCAAGUUGCAGAGCACUUGGGUGCUACAAUAAUCCCAAACUCGGACUCCACAAAUGCAGCGCCUUAUCAAAUUUCUGAAGAGCCGCUCGGCACCACACGACGUCUCAGAAUCUUGGGGAUUGGGGCUGGCAUGAGCAGCAUGAACAUGAUCCGCACACUUAGAUUGCAUCUAAAGGACUACGAACAUGUAGUUUAUGAGAAGAACCCGGUGCUCGGCGGGACCUGGUAUGAGAAUCGAUACCCAGGUUGCAAAUGUGACGUCCCUUCGCAUAACUAUCAAUUUUCUUGGCGACCCAAUCACGAAUGGAAGGGUUUCUUCUCUUCCGCUUCCGAAAUUCAGGCUUACUUGCUUAAAGUGGCCGAAGAAGAGAACAUGAAUCGUGUUAUCAAGACUGAGCAUCAGAUUGAACGCGCAGAAUGGGACGAACACAAAGGGCAAUGGAACGUCAAGGUACGGAACCUAAAAUCAGGGGACGUAUUUGAUGAUUAUGCGCACUUUCUCCUUGAUAGCUGUGGCAUUCUAAACAACUGGAAAUGGCCUACCAUACCCGGAUUACAUAGCUUUAAGGGUGAACUCAUUCACAGCGCAAAUUGGCCUGAAACGUUCAAUUACAAGGGCAAAACAUUAGCAUUAAUCGGAAACGGUUCUUCAGGUGUCCAGAUCUUGCCUGAACUUCAGAAAGAAGCUCAGCAUAUAGUACAUUUUGUACGUGACCCAACGUGGGUUGUACCCUCCCGCCUGCAAUUGCUGGUGCAGGGAUCGGGUGACAACAUCAUAGAGGAGGUGGAAAUAGAUGAAGAUCAAGACUUUACUCCAGCGCAAGUCCAGAGGUUCAAGACAGAUCCGGCUUUUUAUAGGAAGUUUGUAAAGGCAGUUGAAGAAGUCGUUAACGGAAACUUUCCCUUGCAGACACUCAAGGAUACUGAAUUUGCUGCAAUCCUACAGGAAAAAGCUAAGGAAUACAUGCGCGAGGCUCUGAAUGGAGACAAACACCUUUGCGAUGCAAUAAUUCCGAAAUUUCCCCUGGGCUGCCGACGUCUCACACCUGCAAUUAGUUAUCUCGACUCACUCCAGAAGCCUAAUGUGAGAGUCGUAACAGACCCCAUAAAGGAAAUUACGGCUGAAGGUCUUCUGCCAACAAUGGGGGAAACCAUCAAAGUGGACGCCAUAGUGUGUGCCACUGGCUUUGAUGUGUCGUUCUGUCCACGAUUUCCAAUCAUUGGCCGCAACGGAAACCUACAGGACAUAUGGACUCACAAUUUGCCGAAGUCAUACAUGUCUUGUGCAGUUCCCGACUUUCCAAACUAUUUCACUUUCCUUGGCCCCAGCGCUCCGAUCGGACAUGGGAGUGUGUUUACUAUCACAGAGCACAUUGCUAAGUACUUAACACGAAUCAUCAAAAAGUGCCAGAUGGAAAAGAUCAAGGCCGUCGUUCCAAGCCACAGUGCGGUUGAUGAGUUGUUUGAGCACAUGCAAUCAUUUAUGUCGCGAACAGCGUGGAGCGGAAACUGCAUCUCUUGGUUCAAAAAUGGAACUCUUGAUGGGCCUGUUAUUGCUCUUCACCCAGGCAGCCGAAUCCACUUUUUUCACAUGCUCGAAACCUUCCGGGGCGAAGACUGGGAAUACACGUAUCUGAAACCGAAAAAUAGAUUCCAAUAUCUGGGAAAUGGUUUCUCUACGAAGGAGAACAGUGGUGAGGACUCGACCUGGUACUUGGAUCACCCUGAUGAACUUUGA
Molecule: messenger RNA, 1758 nt
Organism: Colletotrichum truncatum
Lineage: Eukaryota; Fungi; Ascomycota; Sordariomycetes; Glomerellales; Glomerellaceae
Product: monooxygenase
Molecular function (GO): NADP binding; flavin adenine dinucleotide binding; N,N-dimethylaniline monooxygenase activity
Source: RefSeq, a predicted model, not a curated record